Durusdinium trenchii is the source of this 2298-nucleotide messenger RNA. The record is from the annotation of a GenBank genome assembly. Lineage: Eukaryota; Dinophyceae; Suessiales; Symbiodiniaceae.
AUGGCGGCCGCGAAGCCGACCAUCAAUGCGCACAUCCCGAAGACGGAGAUUCUCGCCAAGCACAAGGUGAUCCGCUUCGGGACCACGCGAAAGGCACCGACCGACGAUGAGGCGAAGCUCUACAGCUACUUGCAUCAGAGAGCCGACCUCAAGGUUUCGCGUGGUAGCAUCCCAGUGGGCUUCUACUCCUGCAUGUUUUUGGACGAGGGCCAACCUCUCUAUUUAGAGACCCGCUUUGGUGGCUACAACUUCGAGGAAGAUGGAAAGCCAGUGGGGCCCCAAUUCCAGAUCAGCUGGAAGGCAGACAAGGAGGUGAUACCACCACUGGACAGCAUGAGCGAUGGCUGGUACAAGGAUUUAGAUGACCUUUGGACCUUGGUGCUGUCCUACUUCGAGAAGCGUGCGAUCUUGAGCGAGGAGACUCUGGAGUACUUGGACGCCGAUCCCUUUGUCCUCUUUGGAAUUGAUGAUCCGCUCACACAGCAGGCGCUGGUGAAGUUGGACAAGUUUCCUGCGCUGAUGUGCGACAAUGUUCCUACCCUGGAGGAAUGGGCGUACUACCUCCGCAUUGAGCCCAAAGAUGAAAAGAUGCUUUGGCUGGUGCGUGCGAUGAUGGAGACUGAGCUUCCAAAACCUUGGACUUGCUACAAGGGCAUUGGCAGCAUCGUGUGCUACCUGCGCUCCGAUACUGGCCAGGUGACGUGGAAGCAUCCGUUCUAUGACUACUUUCGGCAGCUGAGAGACUUUUGCCGACAAGCUUCGAAGGAAGAAGUCAUGCAGGUGCGCUGCAAUCGACUCCUCUGGAGCUAUGAGGCGACGCGCAUCGAAGCGGAGCAUGACCACGACCCCUUGAUUUCGCCCAACUACGUUGCGCGCAUGGCAGACAUCUUUGGCUUCGACGUGAAGACACAGGGUUGUGUGGUGAGGAACUGCAAGGCGCAGUUGAAGGUCUUUGCCAAAGCGUAUCGAAGCAAGCAGGACAUCGACAUCAGUCUGAUCGACGAGUGCGAUGAAAUGCUGCAACGGGAUGUGGCCAAAUACAGCGAGAUGGUCACCCAUUGGUCCAGCGAGGUCAAAGAUGACGUGAAGUUUGACCUGAACAAGCUCGCUGCGGGCGAAAUGUAUUGCGUCAAUUGCAAAAUCGUGGCCUUGAGCUUUUGCUUGGAAUGCAAAGAUUACCUUUGCCUCAAAUGCUAUGCGGAUUUGCAUAGCAAGGGCUCUCGCAAGGAGCAUGCGCCCUUCUGUCUGGUGCCCUGUGCUCUUUGUGUCCAGCUCCCUGCCAAGAUACAUUGUACCUUUACAGACAAGUCCUUGUGCCACAAGUGCUAUGCGAUGAGUCAUAUCAAAAUGCUUCCGCUGGAUGGCAAAGAAAACCAACCACGCAGAAUCAACUAUGUGGAGCAGUACAAUCGCUAUGCAGAGUUUGCAAAGGAGAGGGUCAAGAAGAUCGCAGUACAGCCAGAAGAGAUCCCCGCUCUUGACGAUGCUGCUUAUGAAUCUGUUUUGAGCACAGAUUGGCAUCCCUUUUACGAUGCCAGAGGGGUGAAGUACUACCACAACUUCGCAACAGGUGAGCGGAUGAGGCAAAGCCCUCGGCGUGUGCCCAACAUGGAUGACGUGGGCGCGGAGGGCGUUCCGCACAGCUCGAUGGAUGUGGCGAAGAUUGUGGAGACCACCAACGAGCUUCUAGAGAACGAGUAUGUUGAAGCCAAACCACUGGAGGUGGGCUCUAGGGCCCCUGCCACCGAGCCGCGCACCGCCUCGAGCGCCACCGCGGGCGCCGGGUCGGGGCCCAUGCCGCUGUCUGGCUUCGACUCGCUGAAGAGCGACGUGCCGGCGGCGGUGAAGGCGGCGGAGGAGCCGGAGCAGCGGCUGCUGCGGCCGCCGCACCGGACGCAUAUGCCCAAUGUGUUGGAGGUGUAUCCAACGAUGCAUUCCUUGAGGACCAAGCAGGUCGGAAGACUGGGAGGAGCACCCGUCUUCGUGGAGGCCGACGGCGUCUUCAUCGGCAAAGGCGAUUUUGCCGGACGGCAUCAGGUGCUCCUUGACGGUGUGCCUUGCAUCGUUGAGGACAUUGAGGAUUUGGGGAACACGCAGGUCUUGCAGUGCACACCCGGCGCGACUGCUCAACGCCCGUCCCACUGGCCUAAGCGCCUAGCGGUCGGAAGUUGGGCAGCGGCUUGGGAAGCUGCUGAGGGGAUCGGCCCGUUCUCUGGGAAUGCUACGACGGUUGCCACUGUGGGCCGCAAGACCAAGAAAGCUUGGGACAUCAUGGCCUACACUGAGAAGCUUGGCUGA